Molecule: messenger RNA, 1220 nt
Organism: Lactuca sativa (garden lettuce)
Lineage: Eukaryota; Viridiplantae; Streptophyta; Magnoliopsida; Asterales; Asteraceae
Source: RefSeq, a predicted model, not a curated record
GUUUCGUUGAUAUAUUGCGACGCAGACCAAAAGAAACACACAGCACGCCUCCAUUCUUCUAUAGUCCGCUCCUCAAGCGAUUCCCGAUUGCUUGCCGCCCUAUCACUACGAUUUCCAUCGGCGUCGCACUCCACAGAUUCGCUUCAGAUAUAGGUAGAAGAUUGAAUAAUGAGUGGAAUAAGCUUGGUGAUAUCAAAACCUUGGUGUAGGGUGUAUAAUCCUUGUACAGGUGAAAAUAAUAAGAGUAAUUUUGGUACAAGCAAUAAGAUCCAUUUUGGUACAAAACCAAACAAUAAGAUGGACUUAAUCCCAUGUCAUUUAUCAAAUUCAAACUUAAGAAUUUCUUCUCCUGUUGCAACCAAUCACAUGUUGAAACAUCGUGUGUAUUCAUCAUCAUCAUCAUCAUCAUCAUCAUCAUAUGCACGUAAAGAUGUAACCGAUUCAACAUCUCAACCACCUUAUGGCUUGUGUGGCCUUGUUGCUAUUAUUGCUUUGGCUUUACCUAAAGCCUGGGAGGUCGCUAUGCAUUUUAUUUCUGCUACAGAAGGAGUUUUGAAAUCGAAUGCGUGUUACUCUACCUUUUUAGGGGUUGCUGCUGUUUUUGCAGCUAAAGGUUUUCUUGACAAUAUCAUGUAUGGGUUUGCAGUACUAAAAGACAAACCCUUUUCGAAUGGAGAUUAUAUAGAAGUUGGAUAUUUGAAAUGUCAGGUUAUUGAGAUGGGACUUAUAACCACCUCAUUGAUUACCGACACAAACCGUCCUUUAGCAGUUCCAACUUCCUGGUUUUAUGGUCAGGUUAUUAUGAACGAAUCACGGCAAAGCACAAUAGUUCCAUAUUCCAUGCUUUGUGGUGAGGUAUUUGUGAGCAAACCCAUGCCUCCAUGGCAUGCGAUGGUUUCAAAGAUUUAUGUGGAAAAGGAUGAGUUGGAGAAGGUGCGCAAGAUAACGGAUGAAAUACCGAACAUGAUGAGAUCUAAUCCAAAUGUUUACUUGGAGGAACAGCAGCCGUAUUGUGAAGUUUCAUUGGGAAAUUAUUUUGAGCUUACUAUUGGAUGUUAUCUAAAACAGGCUAGUGAAGAGGAAUUAUAUUUAGCAAAGCAGGAUAUUCUUUUGCAGUUGGCUCGGCUAAUCAAGAAGCACGGGUGCAAAGUAGGUGGGCACAGGGGGGAAGUAAAGUGUUUGUAAACUUAUAUGUUAACAAAGACUAAAUACCAUCUGAA